Elaeis guineensis (African oil palm) is the source of this 1545-nucleotide messenger RNA. RefSeq names its product ABSCISIC ACID-INSENSITIVE 5-like protein 2. NCBI's taxonomy places the organism in Eukaryota, Viridiplantae, Streptophyta, Magnoliopsida, Arecales, Arecaceae. Gene Ontology annotation, biological process: positive regulation of DNA-templated transcription. The record is from RefSeq and is a predicted model, not a curated record. Gene Ontology annotation, cellular component: nucleus. Gene Ontology annotation, molecular function: DNA-binding transcription factor activity.
UGGUAGAAAACCUGUGCUUCCUUGAAUGGGACCUUGGUUUUGGGGCUCCCUCCCCCUCACUUGCCCCAGUGCCAAGUGUGUAGAUCCCUGAUAAAAGAACCAUGGAGAUGGAGAGGUUGGUGGUGCUGCUUAAAGAUUCUGAUCUGGUCCGGUUCAGCAGAUUGGGGUGCGGAAUGUUAGAUGUGGGAGUUUUGAUUGGUCUGAUUUAAAUAAAAUAAGAAAAAAAGAUCCCUUUGUGGGCAUCCAAGAAUCUUUGCAUGCUGAGUUCUGAGAUUCCUGUACUUUGAGUAAAUAAACUGGUUAAUGGGGACUCGGACAAUGACAUCUCGGGGCGGUGGCAGGCAGCACUCUGAGAUGCAGAGCUUGGCAAGGCAGGGGUCUCUCUGUAGACUCACCCUCAAUGAGGUUCAGAGCCACCUGGGUGAGCCCUUGCACAGCAUGAACUUGGAUGAGCUCCUCAGGAAUGUGUUUCCCGGCGAGUUGAACCAGCCAUUGGCGAUGGACCUUGGCAGCGGCCAUUGUGGUUUGGGGUUGGGCCUUCAGUGUCAGGGGAGCAUCAGUGUACCGAGGGCACUGAGCAAGAAGACAGUGGAUGAAGUGUGGAGGGACAUCCAGCAGAAGAAGGCCAACGGGGAGCUGGGCUUGAGCCAUGGGAGGCAGCCGACACUAGGGGAGAUGACCCUCGAGGAUUUCCUGGUGAAGGCCGGGGUGGUCGCUGAGGGAGCUGAUAGGAGGGCGGAGGCGCAUGUUGGAAAUGUAGCUUCUGUUGCGAGUGGUGAUUCCAUGGCAGGAAUGCAGGGUUUGCAGCAUCAGCCGCCACCGCCGGUGCAUUGGUUGCAUCAGUAUCAGCAGCAGCAACAGGCACAGCAGGGAUUGAUGGGAGCUUAUGUGGGUCGGCCAGUCCCGCACCCACUAGGGGCUGGAACUGGCGCCAUAUUGGAUGCGGUGUAUUAUGAGGGACAAGGGAGGUCACUGGCAGGGGCGAUGCCUGAUCCACAGACACCAGGGCGGAAGAGAGGGGCUGCUGAGGAGGUGACAGAAAAGAUAGUAGAGAGGAGGCAGAAGAGGAUGAUCAAGAAUCGGGAGUCAGCUGCUCGUUCACGAGCUAGGAAGCAGGCUUACACUAAUGAGCUGGAGAACAAGAUUUCCCGCCUGGAAGAAGAAAAUGAGAUGUUGAAGAAGCAGAAGGAGUCAGAAUCUGUAAUACACUAUGUACUUCAAGUAGAGCAAAAGUAUCAGCUUCGCCGAACAAGUUCGGCCCCUUUCUGAUCAUGUCUAUAUUUUGUAGAUUUGCAUGGUGUGGUUCCUUUGACUUAAUUUUGUAUUAGAACAUUCAGUAGUCUGUUAUUUGAGCUCUCCAACUUGAUAAUUCUGAGUAAGGUUGUGGGAGCCUUGUCUAGUGCUUCUGUUGCUGCUGCAGCAGCCACUGCUGCUGCUGCUGCUUUUCUGUUUGGAGUGGUGCUUGAUUGUAGAUUUGUGGGCCACUUAUUUGAAUGACAAAGUUCGACAUGACCUCUCUCUCUCUAUAUAUAUUUUUAUGUUUAC